Contarinia nasturtii (swede midge) is the source of this 722-nucleotide messenger RNA. RefSeq lists its product as uncharacterized. The transcript has 5 exons. The record is from RefSeq and is a predicted model, not a curated record. Gene Ontology annotation, molecular function: serine-type endopeptidase activity. Lineage: Eukaryota; Metazoa; Arthropoda; Insecta; Diptera; Cecidomyiidae. Gene Ontology annotation, biological process: proteolysis. The coding region runs from base 57 to 722 and encodes 221 amino acids.
UGUACAAUGAAACCGAAACUUUUAGCGUGAUAGCGGGCACGGUAAACUUAUAUUAAAUGCUUCAAUAUAAAAACUUUACCCGAGAUGCAGAUGUUGUAAUGCAUCCAGAAUUUGAUAUGGGGGAACCGUGGGGUAAUGAUAUCGCUGUAAUUAUUUUGAGAACCCCGUUAAAAUUCAACUCAAAGGUUGAUAAAGUGGAAAUGGUUGAUGAAGAUUAUAUUCCAAUGCCAGGCGAUCAUGUUACUAUGUUGGGAUAUACGGAAUCAAAACAUCCCAAACGAAUAUUCAAGGAAAAUAAACCAUUUUUGCGCCGCAUUAAUUCAACCAUUGGAGAUUUGGAAGAAUGUCAAAAUCUAUAUCGUCAAGAAUAUGGAUAUUCUAUAGUCGAUGAUCGACGACAUUCUUGUGAACUUCGUGGAAGUAGCAUUGAACUAGUUUAUGAAAUUAACGACCAUAAAUAUGUGGCUUUGAUAAUAUAUAAGAAAAAUAGUACCAGUUUCACGACUUAUACAUGUGGUGCCACUAUAAUAUCAAAUUAUAAAAUAAUAACUGCCGCAAACUGUGUGGUCAACAGAGGUGCCAUCACAUUGGCGGUCGCUUCCGUCAAUAGUGAUGAACCAUUUUAUAAAAUUGAUGUCAGCGAUGAAGAAAUCAUCGUUCAUCCAAAAUAUUCUGAAUGCAGUAAAGGUGUUUGGCAAAAUGACAUAGGCAAGGCAAAAUAA